Molecule: messenger RNA, 213 nt
Organism: Fusarium fujikuroi IMI 58289
Lineage: Eukaryota; Fungi; Ascomycota; Sordariomycetes; Hypocreales; Nectriaceae
Exons: 2
Coding region: 1-213 (70 amino acids)
Source: RefSeq, a predicted model, not a curated record
AUGAAGUUUUCUACUAUCUUCCUCACAAUUGCCUCGGUGGCUACUGCCAUGGCUGCUGCUCUCCCUGAACCCGAAGUCGAGAUCCCCGGCAAGCUUGUUUCUCGCGAUGAGUUCGAACUUGCUAUUCGACGAUGCUGCUGGCUUCCAAUCAAGGAGUCGUAUGGGAAAGAGAACUUGAACCUUGCAGCAGCCUACUCUAAAUCUUCCAAUUAG